CUGACUGCACAAGUCAAAGAUCAGGGGGCUGUGGAGACACUGUGAACAUCUCUCUUAAAGCUUUCAACAUCAUGAUGAAGUUUGUCUUCCUCAGCAUUCUUUCAACCCUACUUGGUACUUUUGCCUAUAACCCAGACCACAUAGCUGGUCCCACUCCCCCAUACUUGGUCUACCUGAAGUCUGAUUACUUGCCAUGCACUGGAGUCCUGAUCCAUCCUCUUUGGGUGAUCACAGCUGCACACUGCAAUUUACCGAAGCUUCGGGUGAUUCUUGGGGUCACAAACCCGGCAGAUAUUACUGAAAAGCAUGUGGAAGUGACCAGCUCUGAGAAAAUAAUCCAUCAUCCAUACUUCUCAAUCUCUUCUAUUUCGUAUGACCUCAUGUUAAUCAAACUGAAAAGAAGAAUUAGACCCAGUAACUACAUAAAAAUGGCUGAACUGCCUCAACACGUUAUCCCUGUGAAUACCAUGUGCUCUGUCUCCACCUGGGCCUACAAUCUAUGUGACACCACCAAGGACCCUGACUCACUGCAGACUGUGAACAUCUCUGUAAUCUCUAAGGCUGAAUGUCGUUCUGCCUAUAAAGCCUAUGAAAUCAAAGAAAACAUGAUCUGUGUGGGCAUCGUGCCAGGACGAAGGCUACCCUGCAAGGAAGUGUCGGCUGCCCCAGCAGUCUGCAACGGUGUGCUUUAUGGAAUCCUGUCUUAUGCAGACGGCUGUGUUCUGAGAGCUGAUGUUGGCAUCUAUGCUAGCAUCUACUACAUGCCCUGGAUUGAAGAAACCAUAAAAAAUAACUGAGCUCCCACAACAGGAAGAAUUCAGAACCAUGAAACAAAACUUGUGCCACAUUCCACCUCACAAUUAAAACAAAUGGGCUCCUUGGAGUGUGAUAGGCA
This is a messenger RNA of Peromyscus leucopus (white-footed mouse), 895 nucleotides long. RefSeq names its product serine protease 58 (gene Prss58). The record is from RefSeq and is a predicted model, not a curated record. Gene Ontology annotation, molecular function: serine-type endopeptidase activity. Gene Ontology annotation, biological process: proteolysis. Lineage: Eukaryota; Metazoa; Chordata; Mammalia; Rodentia; Cricetidae.